AGAGCAUGGAAAUGUUCAAAAACAUGCGUUAUCUAAAAGUAAUUUAUACUUUUACCAAGUCUAAUCACAGUCUCCUGCAGCAAGAAUUCACGUCGCGUAUCUUUAAUAAGUGAGAUAAACUACGCUGUUACCCUUUCCUCGCAAAAAUAUCGUCAUUGUUUAUUUAAGGUUAUGUCAUAAUUUCUAUCGCAAUUGGUCAAAUAUAGUGAAAUAAAUCAGUAAAAACGUUAGGACCUGACCUUUGUACUGUUUUGGAGUGAAAUAAUUUUAUUUUUCUGUGGUUUUUGUUUAUUUUAAUAUAUCAGUCCUAAAAAUAUGCUGCCAACGCGAAACAUCAACAGAGACCCAUAUUUCGUGUGCCAGUUUUAAAUUUAUCAAUGGAAUAAAAACAAAAUUAGUAAAAUGGAUUACCCUGAAGUCGAGGCGAAAUUAGUCCUCGAAGCUGAGACUGUGUUUCUCUUAAUGAAAAAGGGUUUUCCCAUAUCACGGAAUGUGAGAGCUCAGUGGAAGAUAGAACAUUUAGAUACAGUCGUAGCAAUACAAGAAACUGCAUUUGAAAAUGAAGAGACUCCAGAACUGGAAAUUGUCUCAGUAGUUCCAAAAGAAAUACCAGCCUCCUGGAGUGCUGAUAAUAGCCAUAAAUUUUUUUAUCGAAUAUCGUCGACGACUUCCCUGAUAUUUCUAGCACAUAAAUACAGAAUGGUCUUCAGUUUAGAUCUGAGUCCAUCACUUGCUACUAUAGACGUUCAAAAUGGGCAAGUUGUGAUCGACGAGGUAUGUCAAGCCACAAAAAGAUGUCUGGAAGGAAUCACUAGACCGUUUAUAAUCCCUGGGAGUACAAGACUGAUGAAGCCGGAGAUUUAUGUAACAGUGAUAGCCCAUACGCCUUUUUUUUCGAAUCCAGCUCAGCAAGUUUUAGUGCAGGGCUGGCUAGUCACCAUGGGAAAUCUUGGUUCUCUCAUGCAUUUUAUAGAAAAACAAUUAAGCAUUUUGGAGGAAAAAGUGGCACAAGUCACGGGAGUAGUGAAUCAACAAUUGGAACACCAGAGGGCGGAAAGUGAAAGAUUGGUCGGAGGUCUUUUUGAAGAGGGAGGCACGAGUAUAGGAAAUAAUAACAAUAAUAAUAACAGCAAUAACAUGUCGAGCAUGUCCAUGGUUUCACCGGAGACUAGUUUUGUUAAUAUGGUGCGAUAUGGGAUGCUGGCUCUUUCUCUUCUGCCAGAUCAUAGUUGUGCUCAUUUAGUUAUUGUAACUGAUGGUAUUAUUGGAGUUACGGACGCUAAUGUAAUGGAUUCAGUGAUACAACAAUUACGAGCGACUACUGUUGCCUGUAGUUUUUUACACGUUGGAAGUUCAUAUCAUCCUCAUUGUGCGAAUGGAUUAGUUCCUUAUGAAGAUAUACUCAUUUUUUUAGCUACUGCUACUCUAGGAACAUAUUUUUCCUUCAUUCCACAACCGAUACCAAACGACGAUAUCGACAUGAACAUUUACCACAGAAAUUUUUUCUGCUGGCAAUUAUAUCGUGCUUUGUGUUAUGAAAAAGGUCCCUUGAGUUCAAGUGACUGGCAUAUGAAGAAAUUUCUAUUUCACGGAGACGAUUUCCCUCACAUAUUGAGGAAAAAGCAGAUUGAUGAGAAAGUCAAAUGCACUUUGAGUAGUUUAUUGUGCUGUCGAUUACGUGAAGGUUACAUGAUAAAGACAAUGAAUCUGAGGGAAGAUUGCCUCGAGAUUUGUUUCGUUUUGCCUUGGAAGACACACGUUUUUUUAGAAUUUUCAAUCUCAUGCCCGUGGCAGAAACGAUCGAUGGCGAUUUGUAAUACAAUCACAUAUACGAUAACGAUAGGAGCUACCUAUGAAUUUUUGCACGACAUCACCUGCUUAUCGAAAAAGCCUUUGAAAUCUCAAUAUCGACAGCGAGUCGUUUCGCGAUUUUGGGCUGCACUAACUUCUCUCACGGAAAGUGACAACAUGCUUUCUCAUUUUAGUUGGUCUCCAGGUUUGGGCUGGACUUGGUACAAUGUUCCUGACACAAUAAAAAGCGGCAUGCCGGUUUUUUACCUCCCUACUUACCCUUCUGCUAGUAUCACUCAACUUAGUGAUGCAGCAUGUCCCCAAUUCGGUCAAAUUUGGCAGCCUGUCGUCUCCCUGGAGCCUCAACAGUGGGCACGUUGGAUGCAUUGUCAAAGAGUGACACUAGUUUUGUGUCACGAUAAGCCUUUGCCAAAACACCUCCAUCAGGCGAAUCAAAGUGGUCGCUUUCAGUCGGUUCAAUAUCGACAAGCUGCAGCCGCACUCUACGGAAUGUUAAAAAAUUGGGCGACUUUUGUCCUCGUGGACAAUCACACUUACGUCCAGUUUAUUUACCGAGAAAUUGACAAACCACCGGUCUCUUUUUCGCUGAUAAACGUCAAUUGCAGAGCACUCUGUAUGGUUCUGAAUAUCGCAUUUGCCGGAGGAACGGAAGGAGUCGUCAGGCAUAAUGUUCUCACGGAUUUGCGGGAAAGACUCUCGAAAUUAACGUUGCCGAGUCGACCGACUGAUCAGAGAGAAACGCCCUGUUGUACGAUAAUACAUAAAGCCUUGGAGAAAAUUCUGAUUCGGUACGAGCGAAUGCCGACGGAUUUGAGCACGGUUAAAUUUCCGGAUGGCACUCAACUCUUGCCGAGAAAUUCGCUAAUUUCGGGUGGUAAUUUGACGAGCACACUCUCGAGGUAUUUGUACCAUGGCCGGUGGUUGUGGUUCGUCAGGAAACCGUUCGUUCAGACGAUUCCGGCAAUCAGUUUGCCGAGGUUGAAUAUUGCUGCGAUUGCUAGGAUUCUUUCCACGAUCACUAAAAUUCGUCUUUCUGAGGGAUUCAAUUUUGCCUAUUCCGCAGCAGGUAUUAUAAAUAUGGUACGAGAAGUGCAAAUGCGAGGACCAGAAAAUGAUUCUUUACUGUAUCCAUGUACUAUUCAGUACAUUUUAUUUCCACCGCAUGUGGUUAUAAAUCCGGCAAUAGAACAGGAUACUGGAUCUGAGGAUACAGACGAAGGUACAGGGGACGGAGAAGGUGGUACGGAAGAUUGCGAAAGUUCUGGGGAUUUUGAAAUCGUCACGGAAAUUUGGGUCGAGCCACAAUGUGGCCACGUGCAAAUUCCUCCGCAUCACAAAGCUGCGUACAUGAAUUCUCUGCAGUAUCAUCAAUUACCAGACGCUAUUGCUCACGUAGACGAAGAAUGCAUAAACGCUUUGUUAACCCUCGAGCACUUGAGCCUCCUGAGUCAAAUUGUUCCUUCCGAAAGGAGUUUGGACAUCAUGACUGGGCAAGGAUAUUUAAAUCAAGGCAUGAUCAGCAGACCGAUCAAAAAACCGACACAAACAGAUUUUCUAGAAGGCCCGCCUUCUGUCGAGGAACGAAUUCAUUCCAUGGUUUUUCUUUUCGAUACGCUCAACAUCUUGCCAAAAUGCCAGCAGGCUGAGCUUUUAUUUUCUAUGUUUGAUGAUGGCCUACAUAAUGCAGACCAUGAAGAGGAGAAUGCGAAUCGAAUAUUGAUCGACGGAUUUUUAGAUCAUAUCAAGAAUCUGCACAACAAGGAAUUACUUCUUACGACCACGGAAUCUCAAAAGUUUACUGAAAUGAUAGCCAAUCGUUCUAGAGAUGAAGAAUCUCACAUUCCUUAUUUUCAUACAGCUCAAGACGAUGAUAAAACUACACGUGCCACUCCACAGUGGAGAUGUUUUGUAAAAGGUGUGAGUACAACUCACGUGAUCCUAUCAAUUUUACCCGCUACGGAAAAAGACGUGAGACUUCUGAUGUAUCCAGAAGAAGAUGUCCAAGACCUCUACCUGGGAACUGAUUCCAAUUUACAUUAUGAAUCCUUGAAUUCAAAUUUUGAUCUCAGAGACACAAAUUUAACGCCAGUGCCUUAUGGAAGAAGUCAACCCGAGAAUGACUGUGCAUCUCCUAAUCAAAAUUUUGAUGAUUUUGGAUCUAGCAUUUCGAGCCGAACGACUACAGCUCACAGUACCCCAAAACCGGAAGCCUAUCCAAAAGUAACGGAGGAAAAUCCGAAACGCGGACUGAUUCUUCCCAUUUAUGUUUACGAUUGUUCCCUAGCUUUGUUGAUUGAUUCCCUGGUGGAGAAGCUUCCAUCUCCUAGAGCCAAAGACGUUUUCAGAGAUUAUACAUUCAGGAUAGGGGAACAUUUUCAAGAAGAGUUUAUUAAUUUGAAGUCGGCCGGGGACACGAAACCGUCGUCACCUGAACCUAAGAGCGAGGAUUCUGAUAAUGUUUUAAGUGAUCAAAAAAGUCUGAUGGAACACUGCAAGACUUUGAGUUUAGCUCACUGUCGCUGUUAUGUCAUGGCCGUCUACAAGUCUUUAAUUCUUCAACGACCUUUGAGUUAUGAAGACAUUGAGGCUGCAGUGGAACAAUGCGAGGAAAAUUACAUGGAAAUAAACAUCACAGAUUACUUGCGUUCAGUCUGCAAGCAUUUGAGCACUUCCUCAGAGGAAAAUUUGGAUUCGUAUUCUGGGCCUACAACCUGUAGCGACAUUCAGUCUUUUCAUAAUCUAAUCAAAAAUAAAUUUGAGAGGAUAAUUAAUGUCGCUUUUCGACCCGUACCGGCCCAUCCGGAAUUUUAUUUUUGCCUCCCAUCGUGGCCGCCAGAGAGAAUUGAUCCAACAGACUCGCAGAAUACUGAUAGUGAUGAUGAAUUGGAAGGUUUCACUUUCCAUUCUGAAGGCAUGGACUGUAAGAUGAACUCUUGUUCCGGAAAAGUUAUAGUCAAUCCAACAAGUGUUACUUGGCCAGUCGGUAAGCACACCGGACCCAAACUCUCAAGUAGUCACUCAACAGAAUCUUUCAUCAGCGAUCUGCACAUAGACACAGAGCCUGGAAAAGAGCAUCCACUCUUCCUCCAACUAAACUGCUCGGUUCGUAACCGCUCAAGUCUCUCUAGCACACCUGUUAAACUCCUUCCAACUUGCGUUACCGAAAUAAUGCAAAAUUUCGACGACUACGGUGACCACAAAGUCACACUGGACAUCAUCUGUUUGUACCUUCCGAAAGAAGUUUUAGAAGUGAGUUCAGAACGGCUUCCAGGAUUGAGAACAACAUCCUUCUGCAGCGCCUCUCCUCAUGGAAGUUUGAGAACCGAACACAGUAACAGUUUCAGCAAUGGAGCGGAUUUUUCAGAAGUUGAAGCUGUACAGGCUGGAAUAGCUCAUCUUCCUCUUUAUCAGUAUGCGGCGAUUACACAUCUGAAGGAAGAAAUCGAUUGGCUCCUUCAAGACGAAACUGCAACUGCUCUUCUGGACAAAUCCUCUCCCAAUGAAGACACUUUGAACUUUGUGGCUCGUCAUGUCUCAGAGUCCAAUGAUAGGACGAGUUGUUACACGGAAAAAGUUCCUCUUCAUUUCGUCUUUCCGUCGCAAAAUAGUGUUCCGAAAUUUUUGGAAGAACUGACGAGGCUUGAGAUUGAUAGGUACUGCAUAAGACAGGAAGGAAGCCUUUUCUAUUUCGUUAAGAAUCUGGAUCCACACGUUUGCAGUGCUGAUUCGAGUGGAGAACAAAGAAGCGAGGAAUCGGUCGAGCAGAAUGUCUUUGAAGGAGACGAAAUCUAUCCAGAAGUUGAGAAGCCGGAUAGCAACCAAGGUUCCGAGGGUCGACCUAAAAAGCAAGAUUCAGGAGAUCCACCAGGAUACCUUUCAGAAAUAUCGAGUAUAGGCGACGGACAAAUUGGCACCGACGAUGGUUACGAUGGCGACAGUAGUGAUUCCGAAGAUGAGUGUCAAUGGCUUAUUGAAAUGGACAAACGUAGAAAACUUCUCCCCAAUUUUUGGUUGAUUCUCCGCGUAGAGACGACCCACGUCAACGUCUACUUUCACUGCCGAUUUCUAGAACUAGCUUCCUCGGAAGUAGCUCACUAUCAGCAGAUCCAGAAACUAGUAGUCGCUCAAAUCAAAGCCAUUUGUCGCCGGGUGAAUCAGUACCUGCUGCUUCAUCGUCUCAACGACACUCGUCUCUGCGAUUCGCUCCUCGAGCCAGAAUCGAGUGAAGAUCACAAUUGGAAAGCUGAUUCCUUCAGCGAAGGCAGUGGAAUCAUCCAAAAUCACAAUACGGCGAUGAACGUAACACCAGGAAUGUUCAGAUGUCCCGUCGUCUGGGAAAUGCCUUUUUGUUUACACCCGAGGCUAAAAACCGGACCUGGAAGAUCCGGACUCUCACGAGGUAUCAAAGCCUUGCAUGGAGUCUUGAAUCGGCUUUCCGUAAACAACAGAAGUAACAUGUUCGUUUACAGGGAGAAUAAUGAUAACGUCUUUUAUCUUCGGCUUCAUGAGCAAACAAGUGAUGGCAAGUCGUUGCAGAACAAACUUUCGGAGAGUGAUGAGAGACUCGUGGUUUCAAGAAGCAGCAGUAUCGCUUCAUUGUCUCAAGUGAGAGGAACCAGUCUUUUGAAUGAGAUCAUUCUUGAUGAUACGAGGCCCAGGGUCCGAUCCUUUGGAGAGAGAGAAUCAGAUGUUUUGAGUAAAUCAGGAGAUUCGAUUGUGCUGAUGGUUCAUGGGAUUUCUGAAGCUGGGCCUGAAAUCAGAUGCGAGUUGGUACAAGUGUUGCAGAAUCGGUUGGAUGAUGCAGUUCUGGAGGUUCUUUCGGUGAUGCUGGCGAGAAAUCCGAUGUGUAAACUUACUCCGGCUGAUGUUCAUUUUAUUCAGAAGCCUUACAGGUCACCAGAGAGUGUUGUCCGACUUACUGUCCAGCCGCAUUGUUUGACUCAUAUGUGCGCAUUGGGGUACUAUCUGCGACAGAAUGUUUUGCAGUUCCUCUACAUACCGAAGCACACCGACCCCCGUGCUCACUAUCAUUUCCAAGAUUAUUCCCAACCAGAAAGUUCAGCAAAAAGAAUAUCCGAGUCAGAAAUCUUCCUUUAUAAUCAGACCCAGUCGAGUGGAAGUCGAGGAAUUGCUUGUAUAGCAAUGGGAAUAGUGAACGCCAAAGGUGAAUUAAUAGCCACUCAAAAUGACGCAUUUCGUGCAUCUCCUUUCUCCCAAUGUCCCAGGGUCCAAGACUUUGAAAAAAUCGUUCUAACAUCCGUUCACGAUGAUAAAUCCGAAGUUGCAUCCGAUGUCGAGGCCUUGAUCGAGUUUAGGAUAUGGAAGCAGGGAAGAGUCAAUCUCGAGGCGCUCGUUCAGAAAUUAAAAUCCGCUGUCCGACAUGCUAUCUGGGAUCUGGUGACAGAGUACAACUUGUUGCCAACUGUUCUCACAGUUCCUCUCAAAGAAAAUGUGAAAGAAGCUCCAAGUGCAGCUCUCCAGGAAUCAGGAAAUCGAAUUUCUCUGGAUCUCAGGAACGAGAAUCUUCAGAGUCCUAGAAAAGAAGGCGAAUCCGGAACCGAAACUCCUCAGCCUUCUGGAAGUGAAUUUGUUCAGAGUCUAGUUGCUGAAAUUCUGAAUAAUUCCGGAAACGAAGUUUCGCAGGAUAAUUCGGAAAGUUCCGAGGGUUUUGAUAACAAGCAGUACGACCUUGGAGAAGAAGGCAAACUUCACCAGGUCUACCAUGCAAUUCUGCCGUACUGGUUCCAGUUCGCCCUGGAGAUGAAUGUGCCUGCUGUGAAAAAGCAUGUUGUGACUCUGCAAAAAAGACACUCAUUGUCAGUGACCUUGAGAGAACUGCAGAAUAUUAUCCGAAGUAAUGCGUCAGAUACUUCGACGAGAACUUUUGUUCAGAGUAGGCGGCAGCCUUUUGUGGAGAGUGAGAUGGAGGAGGAUCCGCUGGCUUUCACGGUUUUCGAAGGUGCGGAUAAUGUUAACAAUGUGUGGCUGAAGAAAGCCCAGGAACAGGAAAAUGAGAAUGAGGAUGAGAGCGUUUAUCUGCCCUGUGACUUUUUUAAGGAAGAGCAAGGAAUCUAUGUUAAGAGUAUUCUUGUCGCGCGAAACUUCCAGCAGUGGAAAGCGUCUUUUGCUCGGAAAGUCGAGUCUGAACAACUGGUGCCUAAAGAUCAGAAAUUGCUACAAAAGUUUAAUCCAUUGAUUUUGGAAUCAAACUUCGUACCCAGACAACGGCUACUGCUUGCAAAGAUUCAGAGUAAAAAUAUCGUUCUCUACAUGUAUAACUGGUCGAAGGAAAGAUCAGAGAAAUUGGUGAAGCAGGCUACGAAUUUGGGAACGUGGCUCUCAUCAAGAUCUACACUUUAUUCGAACAUAAUAAUGCAGAAAUUGGGAAUAUUUCACCACCAACCAACAGAGCAGGCUGAUAUUCAAUAUUCACAAGUCGCAGAUAUGGAGAACCUAGCAAAAUUCACUCAAGCCUCGCCUGUCAGGACACAAUCUGGAAAGAACUCUUUCUCCUGGAAUCACUUUAUGGGUCAAGUAAUGAGAGAUGCGAAACCGAGUGGCCAACAUCCACCAAACACAACUGAUCCGGUUGUCAAAGCGGCGCACGAUUUCCACGAACUUCGACAUCGAGAGAAAAAGAAACAAGAUGAACUGAACCGAUUGUACACAAUGUGGCAAAGUCGAAGCACGGUUCCAAAUAUUCCGAUUUCGUCGAUGACUCUAAACACCUUCAAGCAACAUUCUAGACUCCUUCAUUAUUGUCACACUCCACUAUUGUUUCUACCCUCCUGGCGCUUGCAAUCUGCUGCUACUCGAGAUCAUUCUUUGACUCCAUCCUCGUCAAAUGUGUCAGACAGUCUCGCUCAUCUCAAAAUUUCGAUCCACAAAUCGCAGAACAGAAAUUCAGGUGGAAAUAAUUACGUGAUUAAUGAGUGGCACAGAGAAUUGUGUGCUUAUAUGCUUUCUGAGUACAAACAGUAUUUGCAGAUUCUGGGCUUCAAUCCGGUCCAUACAGAAACGUCACACAGAUCGGAUCGAGAUAAUCUUCAGAACCAGACAUUUUAUUUGAAGAAAUCGAUGCUCGGAGGUGUUCUGUUGUUUGAAAUCCACCUUUCCGAACCCUUUUUUACCGUAAAACUGAGAGUAAUUGAAUGUAGCCGUCUGCAAUUGAAAACUAGUCCUCUAGUCAAUCAGUUUUUGUUGAGUUUCGUCGACGCCUGUGAUAAAAUAAAAAUCAACAUGCAUUUGCACUCAUUCACGUACGACUUUCAUCUUCGAUCCAUUCAUUCAUAUAUCGCUGGAACUGGUCAUUGGUCUCUUCGACAUGGAUACCAUCUUACUCAUUUUCUUGACGAUUUCAACAAGUACUACAGCAAGGCACCAAAUUACGCGAGAAAUUUGGUUUACAGCGGAGUGAUAACUUUGAGCAACUUGGCAACACCAGCUCGUACACUCUACUCCUAUCUCCUCUCCCAUGAAAAAGCCUACGGAAUGCAAGUCUUCAGCAUGUCAGACGAGUCAGAAGAAGGCCAAGACUCGGAGUAUGUCCUAGUGAAGCUACAAAGCACCCCUCUAGUCAGUUACUGCGACGCGCAGGAUACAAAAUACACCGACGACUUCGAUGUGGCCCUAAUAGUCUCCCGUCUCGACGAGUUUCCCCAUUCCGAAAGCAACGAGAUCACCUUGAAGUACUACCUCAUGCUGACCAGCAAACGAGAACUCUACCCAAAACGAGACCUGGAAAACAACAAACUCGGCAAAUUUCGAACCGUCUACAGUGUUGGGAAAUCCCUCACCAACUCCCAAGUCGAGAGUCCUGCCGAAUCCAGUCCAGCCUCGACUCUGCUCUCUUCCUCCAGGAAACAUUCCAAAUGCGAGUUCAUCUCCAGCACCAUCGACCUGCGAGAGGAAACUGCGGAGGCUCUGGAUGCUGGCGCUAAAACGGAAGAUGAAGUGGAAGAGAAGGAGGCGGAAGCUGAUGAGGAAGAUCUGGAUAAUCCCCUGGCACCAACGCCACCACCAGUACCCGAUUGUCCACUCACACAGAGUAUUCUUGAUGCUUCCUCCUCGAAUCUCCUCCAGAUCCGGCAGGAAUCGAUCAAUUAUCUGGGUUAUUAUUCAUCCCACGAACAACUGAUGCAGCAGCUGAUAAUGUCUCAAGCCCAGGCGGCCAGGGAACACAUUACCAGCAUGAUUGAACAAGGGGCUUUGCACUGCAGGACACAUUUAUUGUGGAACAAGCUACUGGAGAGCAAAUCAACGAUGUCCUUGGCAGAGUUCACGGAACUUCGAUCUCUGUCUUGUGUGGAGCCUCUCUCGAGCCUGGACUCUAGGCUGGAUCCACUUGUUAAUCAACCGGUGACGUGGUAUCAAGCCUUGGCGAAGGUUCUUCAGAAUAAAUACCAGGAGUAUCACAAGCAGUUUAACACUCCUGAUGGGAAUGUCACGCAUCAUCUGAUUCUUCAUCCGAGUUAUGUACAGGCCUUCAUGAUGCUGACGAUCGACCUCCACACUUCACGAGGAGAACUCUGCGCAGUUUAUCGCAAGUCGGUCGAAAAUGCAAGUUCCCCUUUCAGUGUGGGCGAUGUUUACAAUCUGGUCGAAGGAUUCGUGAACGCUUGCUGCUUCCAUUUGUGGAUGGGACUGUAUAAUUAAUUAAUCCUAGAAAAGUGGGACGAUGGUACCUGAAGUGUCUUUGAGAUGCUGAAAUUUGAUUAAAAGUUUUAAGCCUGUCUUAAAAAUCCCCAAGGAAGGAUUUAUUGAAAUGUACUUCUUUUGGCCUAUAUAGGCUCAUUGUAAAAUUAUUUCUAACAUGUGAUCCACGCACUCGUUACCGUUUUAUAACAUUGUAUGUAAUAUUUCUGUAAAUAAAAUAAAUAUAUUUUCUUGUUAAA
Messenger RNA from Belonocnema kinseyi, 10706 nucleotides. Its product is annotated as KICSTOR complex protein SZT2-like. Bases 403 to 10467 code for a protein of 3354 amino acids. The transcript is spliced from 25 exons. NCBI's taxonomy places the organism in Eukaryota, Metazoa, Arthropoda, Insecta, Hymenoptera, Cynipidae. The record is from RefSeq and is a predicted model, not a curated record. Gene Ontology annotation, cellular component: peroxisome.